Messenger RNA from Macroventuria anomochaeta, 879 nucleotides. RefSeq lists its product as uncharacterized. Lineage: Eukaryota; Fungi; Ascomycota; Dothideomycetes; Pleosporales; Didymellaceae. Gene Ontology annotation, biological process: intracellular monoatomic cation homeostasis. Gene Ontology annotation, cellular component: mitochondrial inner membrane. The record is from RefSeq and is a predicted model, not a curated record. Gene Ontology annotation, molecular function: ribosome binding. The coding region runs from base 1 to 879 and encodes 292 amino acids. The transcript is spliced from 2 exons.
AUGACGACGACGAAUACCCUCGUCAAAGCGAACGACAAGCUCAACCUCCCGAGUUUUACGUAUCCGCCAGAGCUAUCCGUUCCAGCGCGCAAGGAGGGGCAAAAUUAUGCCAGUUAUUUGUUCAGUUGCGGAAAAGCGUAUCUCACGUUCUAUAAAACCGGGAUCUCGCACACGCGGCAGACACUGAAGUACGCAAAGACCCUGCGUGCCAAACUCGCCGACCAAGGCAAGGGGGUGUCAAACGACAUGGCCGGUGCCGGACUUUUGUCGCGGGCAGAAUGGCAAGUCCUCCGCCGCUCGAAAAGAGAUUUACUCAGGCUCCCCGUCAUGGGUUUUUUGAUUCUCGCGCUCGGCGAAUGGCUGCCUCUCGUUGUGAUUUACCUGACCCCCGUGAUACCAGAGGCAUGCCGGGUUCCGACGCAAGUCGAGCGCGUACUAAGAAAAAAGGAGGAGAGGAGGAAGGAUCGCCUGAACAAGAUCGCAAUCCAUGCGCUAAGACUGCAGAGUCAAGACCGCACGCCGAGAACGGAUGAGAACGCUGUUAGACUUGCGGCUGCGGCAGAGGGUUUGCUUGCUCCGGAGAACGCCAGCAACGACUUGAGUCUUUUUCACCUUUUGCUGUUGAGUGCAAGAUUGGAUAGCCACCCCAGGAUUCUAGAUAAACUGAAUCUCACGCCGCCGAAGUGGCUGCUGCAGCGCAACGUGAGUAAGACGCUGGCGUAUCUGACGCAGGAUGACGAGUUGAUUCGGAGGGAUGGCGGGAGUCAGGCGUUGGAUGGGCGGGAGCUGAGGAGGGCGUGUGUAGAGAGGGGGAUUGAUGUGUUGGGGAAGAGUGAGGCGGAGCUGAGGAGGAGUUUGGGGCAGUGGUACCGUAUGUAA